AUGCAUGGUAUAUCAAAUAUUAAUGUAAUGGCAUCACAACUAAGAGCUGUCACAGUUCAAAAACCGAAUCUGUGUAAUUCAGCAAUUUGUCUGAUGACUGUCAAACGUAUCUUCAACAAUUCUGGAGACAAAGAGAAUUACUCGGUAAAUAAGCAUGAAUUUUAAAACAUAAAGUUUACAUUUUACAGUGUGCUGUUUUGGUUGCUGUUAUCUCUCGACUCCUACAAAUUUCUCCUAUCAACCUGCCCGAACCCAGAACAUAUGUUUAUUAUUCACAAAUGUUUAAACCAUUUUUUUAUUUAUUUUGUCUGUAUGGAUGUACUUAACCACUUGUGAAGCUCCUCAUUGUGCUAUUUUAUGUCUUUUUUUUCCCUUUCGGAUGACAGACAUAGCGUUUGGUAAGUUGAGAAUUGUUCAUCUUCCUGUCUAAAACAUAAAGAUUAAAUCUGUCAUUUUUACCUACUGUAUUGUAUGGAUAUGAAACUUUGUCUCUUCCUUUAAGGGAACAACAUAUAUUGUGUUUGAGAACAUAGCACUGAGGAGAUCAGUUGGACCACAGAGGAAGGAAGCGACAUCAUGAUGAUGAGGGGAACAGCAUAACAUGGAGCUUCAUAAUGCAUGUGUUUCAAAAUAUUUCACAGUUUUAGAAAUAUCAAGUAAGAGUGAUCAAGAACAAGUACGUCAGGCUUUUCUGAAGAUGGUGAAAAGAUUUCAUCCUGACAGUGGCUCUGCAGAAGCAAGCGCAGAAAAAUUCUUGUUGAUUGAGAAUGCAUACCGUAAACUGCAGAAUAAGUUUGCAAAUGAUCGAUGGAAUGCAAAUGAAGGGACAGGUGAAUAUGGCCUAUAUCACGAAGAAAAAACUGAAAUAAAGGAGUUUGACAUAAAGCAUACAGUGCCACAACACAGACAGUAUUUAAGUUACGGUGGAUAUGGCAUGGGGACACCACAGAAAAGAGAGAAGCAGUACCAGAAAUACAGAGCACAGAAAGCUAUUGAAAAUGUUCACAGUCAUAGAAUUUCUAAGAUACCUUAUGGGAAGGAAGUGGGUCUUAUACACAAAGAUAAAUGUGAAGCACAAAAGAUUAAACUCAGGUCUGAAAUGGACAGGCUUGUAGAAGACUUAAUCCAAGAAUCGAUUUCAAGAGGUGAAUUUGAUAACUUGGCUGGAGCAGGGAAACCCCUGAAGCACCAAGCAAGCAAUCCAUAUGUUGACUUUGUUACUCAUAAAAUGAAUCAGGUGCUGAUCAAUAAUGGUUUCACCCCUGAAUGGAUAUCACUGCAGAAAGAAAUUUCAGAUGACACGAAAUAUCUUCGUGAAAGUCUUACAAGGUACAGAACUGAACUCGGGCACUUACCUCUAGAUAACGACGAUAAUAGUAAAUGGAAUGAGAUCUUGAUUAAACAUAAAGAAAUGGUGAUAAAGCUCAAUGCAAAAAUAGAUAAAUACAAUCUUCUUGUUCCACUUCUGCAAAAACAGAAAUUGCAUAUUUUAUUACAACGAGAAGCAGAUUGUAUUCUGAAAAGUGGGAAAACCCGGUAUGAUGUUACAGCUCCUGUGAAGUUUUCAAGAGUUGAACAUGGAGACAAUCGAGUUGAUUUUCUUGGUUUCUUAAGUUCUUUCUAUGAAUGGAAUGAGGAAGUUAGGAAACGAAUGGAUGUGAGGGGUCUGGUAGAGAGAGUAGAAGAAGCAAGAAUGAAGUGGUAUGGACACGUGAAGCGAAUGGGAGAAGGGCGGAUAGCACGACAAAUGUUGGAUAUGAGAGUGACUGGCACAAGACCAAGGGAAAGACCAUGAAGAAGGUGGGAGGAGCAGAUAAAACGAGGAGUGAUGGAGAGAGGUGCCCAGUGGUAGUUGGUGGAAGAGGAGGAGUGGUGGAUGGACAGGAAGAGAUGGAGGGGCUUUACCAAGCGGACCCGGCCACAGGCUGGAAACAGCAAUGGUUGAUGAUGAUGAUGAGUAAUAAUCCAAGGUUACACAUACCAGACAAUAAGAUCAUGGAUGAAAAGCCCUUCAUCAAAAUCUUGUGCAUGAAAUACAGUAAAACAUAUCUAAAAAAUAUAUUUGUCUUCAAUGGUACCUUUCUGUGAGUGAAAAUCAAUGUUUAUUACUUUACUAUAACAUAUCAUAUAACAACAAAUGAAAUGUAAGAAUGUUUGCAAAGUAUAACAUAAACAUAUAAAAGUA
Zootermopsis nevadensis is the source of this 2185-nucleotide messenger RNA. The record is from RefSeq and is a predicted model, not a curated record. Lineage: Eukaryota; Metazoa; Arthropoda; Insecta; Blattodea; Termopsidae.